AGUGUGGAGCAAGACCUCUGGCUUCUCGAAUAGUUGGUGGUCAGGCUGUGGCUUCUGGGCGAUGGCCAUGGCAAGCUAGUGUGAUGCUUGGCUCCCGGCACACAUGUGGGGCCUCUGUGCUGGCACCCCACUGGGUAGUGACUGCUGCCCACUGCAUGUACAGUUUCAGACUGUCCCGCCUGUCCAGCUGGCGGGUUCAUGUGGGGCUGGUCAGCCACAGUGCUGUCCGACAUCACCAGGGAACUAUGGUGGAGAAGAUCAUUCCCCACCCUUUGUACAGCGCCCAGAACCACGACUAUGAUGUGGCUCUCCUGCAGCUCCGGACUCCACUCAACUUCUCAGACACUGUGGGUGCUGUGUGCUUGCCGGCCAAGGAGCAGCACUUUCCAAGAGGGUCGCAGUGCUGGGUAUCUGGCUGGGGCCACACCGACCCCAGCCAUACUUAUAGCUCAGACACACUGCAGGACACAGUGGUACCCCUGCUCAGCACCCACCUCUGCAACAGCUCAUGCAUGUACAGUGGGGCGCUCACACACCGCAUGCUGUGUGCCGGCUACCUGGACGGAAGGGCAGAUGCAUGUCAGGGGGACAGUGGGGGACCCCUGGUGUGUCCCAGUGGCGACAUGUGGCACCUUGUAGGGGUGGUCAGCUGGGGUCGUGGCUGUGCAGAGCCCAACCGCCCAGGUGUCUAUGCCAAGGUGGCUGAGUUCCUGGACUGGAUCCACGACACUGUGAGG
Molecule: messenger RNA, 737 nt
Organism: Cricetulus griseus (Chinese hamster)
Lineage: Eukaryota; Metazoa; Chordata; Mammalia; Rodentia; Cricetidae
Source: RefSeq, a predicted model, not a curated record